Messenger RNA from Anopheles marshallii, 6354 nucleotides. It is a transcript of the gene Dscam1, whose product is annotated as cell adhesion molecule Dscam2. NCBI's taxonomy places the organism in Eukaryota, Metazoa, Arthropoda, Insecta, Diptera, Culicidae. Gene Ontology annotation, molecular function: cell-cell adhesion mediator activity. Gene Ontology annotation, biological process: homophilic cell-cell adhesion; axon guidance; dendrite self-avoidance. Gene Ontology annotation, cellular component: axon; plasma membrane. The transcript has 22 exons. Bases 1 to 6354 code for a protein of 2117 amino acids. The record is from RefSeq and is a predicted model, not a curated record.
AUGGUGAUGCUGGUUCGCGAGUCAUCGCGUACCGUGGCAAUCGCGACCGCGUUGCUCUGCUUAUUGAGUGGCUUCAAUUGUCUCAAUGGAGUGCUGGGCGCUGGCAAGGUGGACGACUCGAAGGGUCCCGUCUUCCUGAAGGAACCGACCAACCGCAUCGAUUUUUCCAACUCGACCGGCGCCGUUGUUGAGUGUAGCGCAACCGGCAAUCCGCCACCGGAAAUGAUCUGGAUCCGCAGCGAUGGUACGGCCGUUGGUGAUGUGCCCGGACUGCGGCAGAUUCUGCCGAACGGAAAUCUGGUGUUCCCACCGUUCCGGGCCGAAGAUUACCGGCAGGAGGUGCACGCCCAGGUGUACGCAUGCAUGGCCAAGAACCAGUUCGGAUCGGUUAUCUCACGCGAUGUCAACGUGCGUGCCGUUGUGCAUCAGCACUAUCAGAUCCGCGUGAACGAUGAGUUCGUGUUGAACGGCAAUGCGGCCAUCCUGAAGUGUCUGGUACCGUCCUUUCUGCAGGAUUUCAUUACCAUCGAAUCGUGGGACAUUGACGAUCAAACUGUCAUGAUCGAUGCGGAUGAAUCGACGAUGGAUGGCAAAUACAUGGUUCUGCCCUCCGGUGAGCUGCACAUCCGUGAAGUUGGACCUGAGGAUGGUUACAAGAGCUACCAGUGCCGUACGAAGCAUCGCCUCACCGGGGAGACACGUCUUUCGGCCACCAAGGGACGAUUGGUGAUCACAGAACCACUUGGUAGGGUGUCUCCCAAGCUAGACUCCACUUCCAAGAUCGUGACGGCAGAGGCAAGGCGUAGUAAUACGAUCGCCUUGCUUUGCUCCGCUCAGGGCUACCCGAUAGCCGUUUUUAGAUGGUACAAAUACAUCGAAGGCACUCAGCAGAAGAAGGCCGUUGUGUUGGACGACCGUGUGAAGCAAGUGUCCGGUACACUCAUCAUCAAGGAUGCGGUAGUAGACGACUCCGGCAAGUACCUGUGCGUGGUGAACAACUCGGUUGGCGGCGAAAGUGUGGAAACUGUCCUGACGGUGACGGCACCGCUAGCGGCAAAGAUUGAACCACGCACGCAAACGGUAGACUUUGGCCGUCCGGCAGUAUUUACCUGCAAGUUUUCGGGCAAUCCGAUCAAAACCGUUUCCUGGAUGAAGGAUGGCAAAUCACUCGGUCACAGCGAUGCGGUGUUGCGCAUUGAGUCGGUGAAGAAAGAGGACAAGGGCAUGUACCAGUGUUUCAUUCGCAACGAUCAGGAAAGUGCACAGGCUAGCGCAGAGCUCAAGCUUGGCGGACGGUUUGAUCCACCGAUAAUUCGUGAAGCAUUCCCCGAGGAAACGCGUCAUCCAGGACCCUCGGUAUUUUUGAAGUGUGUCGCCGGUGGUAACCCGACGCCCGAAAUCAGCUGGGAAUUGGACGGAAAGAAAAUAACGAACAGCGAACGCUAUCAGGUCGGACAGUACGUGACGGUGAAUGGUGACGUUGUGUCACACUUGAAUAUUACAUCGAUCCAUUCGAACGACGGCGGUUUGUACAAGUGUAUGGCGAGCAGUAAGGUCGGUGUUGCGGAACACUCGGCGAAGCUAAAUGUGUAUGGUCUACCGUACGUCCGGACGAUGGAAAAGAAAGCGAUAGUGGCUGGCGAAACGUUGAUAGUUACCUGCCCGGUAGCGGGAUAUCCGAUCGAAUCGAUUGUUUGGGAACGAGACAACCGGCAACUACCCAUCAACCGCAAGCAGAAAGUAUUCCCGAACGGUACUUUAAUCAUCGAAAAUGUCGAACGAAACUCGGACCAAGCUACCUACACCUGUGUGGCGAAGAAUUCGGAAGGAUAUACCGCGCGUGGUACGCUGGAAGUUCAAGUUAUGGCUCUGCCGGUAAUUAAUCCGUUCCACUUCGAGGAUCAGGUCGAUUCGGAGGAAAGCGUCCAGGUUACCUGCCAUGCGUCUAAGGGCGAUCUGCCGAUCGAGAUCACCUGGUUGUUUAAUGGCAAACCCAUCCGUAUUAGUUCCAACAUUGAGAUCACCUCGAUCGGCAAACGAUCUAGCUCGCUGAGCAUUCCGUCGGUCGGGGCGGAUCAUUCGGGGGUGUACACUUGCACUGCAAAGAAUGUUGCCGGUAGUCGCAACCAGUCGGCCGAGCUGUUCGUUAAGGUUCCGCCCAAGAUAUUCCCCUUCAGUUUCGGCGAUGAUCCCAUGAACGAGGGCGAUUCUGGUUCGGUGCAGUGUAACGUACCGUCGGGCGAUUUGCCGAUCGGCAUUAAAUGGUAUUUCAAUGGUGCUGUCAUUGAGGAUCUUGCCACUACCAUCACCAAUAUCGGGAAAAGAGCAAAGGUGCUGACGAUAGACUCUGUGGUGGCACGGCACGCGGGAAACUAUACCUGCGAGGCGUCAAAUCUUGCGGACGUAGUACAUUACAGUGCCUCCCUGGUGGUUAACGUACCUCCGAGAUGGAUUCUUGAACCAACUGAUAAGGCCUUUGCACAGGGUUCGAACGCCAAGGUAGAAUGUAAAGCGGAUGGUUUCCCCAAGCCUCAAGUCACCUGGAAGAAGGCAGUGGGAGACACUCCCGGCGAAUAUAAGGAUCUGCGGUCGAAUGAUUCAAGCAUUCGUGUGGAAGAAGGUUCCCUGUUCAUUCAAAACAUCCAGAAAUCGAACGAAGGAUACUAUUUGUGCGAAGCCAUUAACGGAAUCGGAUCGGGUUUGAGUGCGGUCACGCUGAUCACCGUGCAAGCGCCACCAGAAUUUGUAGAGAAGCUGCGCAACCAAACAGCCCGCCGUGGUGAACCGUCCGUGCUGCAGUGUGAGGCGAAGGGCGAGAAACCGAUUGGCAUCCUGUGGAACAUGAACAACAUUCGUCUGGACCCGAAGUCGGACAAUCGGUACACGAUUCGCGAGGAAAUUCUGCCCAAUGGUGUUACCUCAAGCCUGUCCAUCAAGCGUACGGAACGAAGCGAUUCGGCACUGUUCACCUGCAUGGCGACGAAUGCGUUCGGUAGCGAUGAUACGAGUAUCAACAUGAUCAUUCAGGAACCACCAGAGAUGCCGUACGCGCUGAAGGUGUUGGACAAAUCGGGCCGCACCGUGCAGCUGAGCUGGGCCAAACCGUACGAUGGCAACUCUCCGUUGAAGCGUUAUAUUAUUGAGUUCAAACGAUCGCGAGGAUCCUGGGAAAAUGAUAUUGAUCGGGUGAUUGUACCCGGGGACACGAAUGAGGCUCAGGUGCAGAAGCUAAGCCCGGCCACUACGUACAAUAUUCGCAUUGUAGCGGAGAACGAUAUCGGUGUGUCGGAUCCUUCGGAUGUGGUAACGAUCAUAACGGCUGAAGAAGCUCCAUCUGGCAAACCGCAGGCAAUCAAAGUUGAAGCAAUUAACCAGGCGACACUGCGUGUCAGCUGGAAAGCUCCGGCGCGCGCCGAAUGGAAUGGAGACAUUUUGGGAUACUAUGUAGGAUACAAACAGACAUCGCUUAACACUUUGUACGUGUACGAAACCGUGAACUAUUCGCCCGAGGGUGGAGAAGGCAAGGAACACAAUCUGGAGAUCAAUAACCUGAAGACCUAUACGCAGUAUUCGAUUGUAAUUCAAGCGUUCAAUAAGGUUGGUGCUGGACCAAUGAGCGACGAAGAAAAGCAAUACACAGCGGAAGGUACACCUGAUCAGCCACCAAGUGACACGAUGUGCACAACGCUGACCUCGCAGACGAUCCGCGUAUCUUGGGUAAGCCCACCAUUGGAAUCGGCGAACGGUGUCAUCAAGGGUUACAAGGUGGUGUACGCACCCAGCGAUCUGUGGAAUAACGAUAAGAACAAAGAUUACAAGAAGACAGCUUCCAGUGAUACGGUUUUGCAUGGUUUGAAGAAAUACACCAACUACACGAUGCAAGUGCUGGCAACGACAUCUGGCGGUGAUGGAGUACGCAGUGCGCCAAUUCACUGUCAAACGGAACAGGACGUCCCGGAAGCACCGACCGCAGUGAAGGCUUUGGUAAUGUCCGAAGGAUCAAUCCUUGUUUCCUGGCAACCGCCAGCACAACCCAACGGUUUGAUUUUGCAAUACACCGUGUACAUCAAGAGUGGAGAGCAGGAACCGAAAAGCUACAAAGUGCCAUCGUUCCAAAUAAACUAUGAAGCAUCGGGGCUGGAAAAAAAUCAAAAGUACGAAUUCUGGGUAACUGCUUCCACUACUAUCGGUGAGGGUCAAUCCUCCAAAACACUGUCGGCCAUGCCGAGUGAUAAGGUACCGGCCAAGAUCGCUUCGUUCGAUGAUAAGUUUACGGCCACGUUCAAGGAGGAUGCUAAACUACCGUGCUUGGCUGUGGGAUCUCCAACGCCGGACAUUACCUGGAAGAUCAAGGGCGUAGAGUUUGUACCGAACGAACGCAUCCGUCAGCUGCCCGAAGGUUCAUUGUUCAUCAAGGAUGUUAUUCGUCAGGAUGCUGGUGACUAUACCUGUACCGCGGAAAAUUCGAUCGCCAAAGAUUCGAUUACACAUCGGCUGAUUGUACUGGCACCUCCGCAAUCGCCACAGCUAACACUUACGGCAACAACCACAGAUUCUCUGUCGGUUAAGUUGAAGCCUCAUGAAUCGGAUACCGCUCCUCUGCAGGGUUACACGUUGCACUACAAACCCGAGUUCGGCGAAUGGGAAACAAUCGAUGUUGCGCUGGAAGCACCGAAAUACACGAUCGAAAAACUGUACUGUGGAUCACGUUAUCAAGUGUACGCAACGGCUUACAACACUAUUGGUGCAGGAGAACCGUCCGAUAUUUUGAACACGCGUACAAAGGGUUCGAAACCACUCCUGCCGGAAAAGUCACGAUUCAUCGAAGUGUCAUCGAACUCGAUCACGUUGCAUCUGCCCGCGUGGAAGGAUGGUGGAUGUCGAAUGUCGCAUUUUGUAGUUGAGCACAAGAAGAAGGAUCAAAUUGAUUGGAACCAGAUUUCGAACAACGUCAAGCCGGGUGGAAACUUUGUAGUGCUGGAUCUCGAACCUGCCACCUGGUACAACCUUCGCGUGACUGCGCACAACAAUGCCGGUUUUACUGUUGCCGAAUACGAAUUCGCUACGCUCACCAUGUCGGGAGGAACGGUUGCUCCCAGCUUCGGCUCGGUUCAGCCUGGUACCAUCUACCCGCCGUGGAUACCGCACUGGAUAGACCUGAACGUCAUGGUACCACUGAUCGCAACCGUGAUCGUGGUGGCGGUAGGUGUACUAGUUAUUUGUGUAGCAAUCUCCCGACGCCGAGACGACGAUCCCCGAUGCGGACCGAAGGAUGUAUACUACGAUGUCGUGUACAAUCAGUCGAUGGGACCGGCGGGAGCUGCUACACUGGACAAGAGGCGACCGGAUAUACGCGACGAGUUGGGUUACAUUGCACCGCCGAACCGUAAGCUACCACCGGUACCGGGAUCCAACUACAAUACCUGUGAUCGUGUGAAGCGUGGAACAGUAAUAAGCCAUAAUCCUUCCAUAAAAUCGAACCAUACCACUUGGGACCCGCGACGUCCGUUGUACGAAGAACUGAAGAAGGCUCCACCACCAUUGCCAAGACGUUUCAACCAUCCGCCGGCGUGUUAUGGCAUGGAGGAUGAGAUUUGUCCGUACGCAACGUUCCAUCUGCUUGGAUUCCGGGAGGAGAUGGACCCGACAAAGGCAAUGAACUUCCAAACCUUCCCGCAUCAGAAUGGUAUGGGUGGUCCCGGACACAUGGGCACAAUGGGAUCCAGCAUGGCCAUGCAGGUUCCCAGCCACGUACAUUCACGAUCCGGUUCGCAGUCAAUGAAUCGCUAUGCACGCAAAAAUAGCCAAGGAGGCCAGAGCAGCAUCUACACACCGGCACCGGAAUAUGACGAUCCGGCCAACUGUGCUGAGGAAGAUCAAUAUCGACGUUACACACGCAUCAACUCUCAGGGCGGUUCGCUGUACUGUGGCCCGGGACCUGAGUACGACGAUCCGGCCAAUUGUGCACCGGAAGAUGAUCAGUACGGUUCGCAGUAUGGUGGCAACUAUGGCACACCGUAUGAACACUAUGGCUCCCGAGGAUCCGUAGGCCGCCGUAGCGUUGGUUCACCGGAACCACCACCACCGCCACCACGCAACCACGAUACGAGCAACUCGUCCUUUAACGAUUCCAAGGAGAGCAACGAAAUAUCCGAAGCCGAAUGUGACCGCGACAAUGGUCCGCGUGGGAACUAUGGAGAACCAUCUGAGGCUUCAUCGAAAUCCAACGAUGCAAUUAACGGUGACGAAACAGAGAAAUUAUUGAAAAGAAACGAAGUCAAACCCAAGUACACCAAACAAACAGCAGCCUCCGGUAGCACAGGACUCACAGCCUACGAUACUAUGGCAGUGUAA